UCCGCCACUCACAAUCUCUCUCUCUCUCUCUCUCUCUAGCUCUCGCUCUCGCUCUCAAACCCUAGCCUCGGCCUCAGCGUCUCCGUCGAGCGAUCGGCCAUGUCCGUGAAGCGCUCCCGCACCGCCCGCUCCUCCAGCUCCGGCGACACCGGCUCCGUCGCCGCCGGCGUCGGCCAGCUCUCCUCCCCGGCCGCCCCGCCCCCCGCCCCCGCAGACGCCGACGCCGACCCCGACGACCAGCGCCGCCGCGCCGCUCCGCGGCCGGGGAUCCUCACGCUGUCGUCCCCCGCGGCGGCGGAGGACUGGAGCCAGGAGCGGAUCGGGAACUUCCUCGAGAUGUGCUCCUACUGCGAGAAGAGGAUCGGGGAGAGCGACGAGGUCUUCAUGUACGGCCACUUGAGGGCAUUUUGUACGAUUGACUGCCGUGAGAAGCAGGUUGCCAUGGACAAGUUGAGAGAGAAAAGGUCCGUGGAAUCAAAGAAAGUCGGAGGAUGGCAUACGGCAGAAUGAGCAAGAUGAACGAUGGCUUUUGACUUUGAAACGAUGAAAAACUAGUUCUCCUGAAAGUGUUGGUAGUUAACUAACUUCAGUUAGUGCAGCUUCUGGGUCUUUUUGCUAUGAGCGUGCACUUCUACAUAGGGUAGGAUCGAUUUGCAAACUGUUUUUGGGACUUGUACAGUUCACUGCUCCUUCUAGUAUCAACAAUGCCAUAUUUUGAUGUUGAAUUGUUGAUCAAUACAACAAUCUGCUUGCAACAAUCUGCUUUUGGGUGUAAGCAGGCCUUUUUUUGGAAACUACGUCUCGGGUAUAAUACUUACUGAACUACUAUUGACAUCCUCUAAUGUAACUAAAUAU
This is a messenger RNA of Syzygium oleosum, 855 nucleotides long. RefSeq names its product FCS-Like Zinc finger 5. Bases 100 to 510 code for a protein of 136 amino acids. Lineage: Eukaryota; Viridiplantae; Streptophyta; Magnoliopsida; Myrtales; Myrtaceae. The record is from RefSeq and is a predicted model, not a curated record. The transcript is spliced from 2 exons.